AUUCUUUCCGCUUCCGGCUGUGAGAACGCAAGACGUAGUGUUAUUGUGCUCCGACUUUUAAACCUAUAAACUGUAUACAUACCGUGAUAACCUGUGUAAAAACAUUUGAAGAUCAUGCAUGUCGUGUUGGACUACAUUGUGAAAUAAAGAUUCAAGUGUAAACAGUGCUAAUAAAAUAAUUAUCCAAUUGCAAAACCAAAGAAACUUUAGAGGUUAUCUGUCAAGUGAGCAUAGACUAUAGACACAGACUUUGACCACGAACAAUAACAACAAUGGAGAAUCUUCAAUCCUUUUUCGACCAAAUGAAAAUAGAAAUGUCAAAACAAACCGAUGACAUUAUGACGCGAAUUGAUGAAAAAUUAAUUCCUUUUAGACUAGAAAUGCAGGAGUUAAGGUCAGAAAAUGAGAAAUUAAAGGAAAAGCUAUACAAUCUUGAAAGACAUAAAAGAAUAAACAACCUCAUCGUAUAUGGAAUGAAAGAAACCGAAAAAUCGACGGUAAAUCUCAUUGAAAUAAUUAAAAGGAAAUUUAAGGAAGAUUUAAACAUUACCUUUGAAGAUAGGGACGUAAACACCAUCUACAGAAUUGGCAAAAAUAACCAAGAAAAUGGAAAAGAAAGGCCAAUCCUCUUGUCAUUCGUUAACUUAUGGAAGAAAAACGAGAUAAUGGCAAAUAAAAAGAAAUUGAAAAAUAUAUAUGUGUCUGAGGACUACCCAAAGGAAAUUAUCGACAUACGAAGGAAACUACAACCCAAACUCGAAGAAGAAAGGAAGAAAGGCAAUUAUGCUUUCAUAAAUUAUGACAAGCUAGUCAUCAAACAGGGGAAACCAGGAAAUGAGAAACGCAAAAGGGAACCGUCAACUUCACCAAAUGCAAAAGAGCAGCAUCCCUCCAAGCAACAAUCGUCAGUUAAAACACAUCGCCUAAAUGCUUUUGAUGUAAUGAGGAAUAGAAGCAACUCUCUGCCGCCUACCAACUUGCCAACUGUUCAGAAUGCAUAGGAUAUUGCCAUCAGCCACCGGAAUAAAACACUCAAUGAACAAAAACUGGAAGACAAAACAAACAAAACAUUCCCCAACCCGACUUGUCCUCGUGGGGAAUUAGACUGCAACCCUCCAUCAAAUAUAUCAAACACAGAAAUAGAUCAAUAUACUAUAAAACCAACCCUCAAGAUUUGCACUUAUAAUGUAAGAACACUUGCAUCAACAGAACGAUUUCUUGAACUUACUAAUGCUCUAAAAAAUAUUAAUUGGGACAUUCUGGGCCUCGCAGAGAUCAGAAGAUUGGGGUGUAGAAUUGAAGAGUACAAUGACCUCAUAUUCUGCUACAUUGGUGAAACUAAAGGACUACAUGGAGUGGGAUUUCUCAUUAAGAAAAAAUUUAAAAACAACAUUACCAACUUUAUAGGAAUCUCUGAAAGAAUUGCACUUCUACAAGUAAAAUUUGAAUGCCUCUCCUUAUCAUUAAUUCAAGCAUAUGCACCAACCGAAAGAUCAACACAAGACGAAAUUGAUAAAUUUUACAAAGACAUUGAAUAUGCUCAUACCAUGACUGAAGGAAUGAUUAUAGUUAUGGGGGAUUUUAAUGCUAAAAUAGGUUGCCCCAAAGCAGACUAUUAUCCAGUAAUGGGCAAGCAUGGUUACGGAGUGUGCAACGAAAGGGGUGAACGGCUUUUAAGUUAUGCUUACCAACACAACUUGUCAGUGAUGAACACAUUCUUCAAAAAGAAGGAAAGCCGUAGGUGGACUUGGUCGUCACCCGACCAAACAACUAAAAAUGAAAUUGAUUUUAUAAUGAUAAACCACCACAAACUUAUAACUAACAUUGAGGUACUUAACAAAUUUAAUUUUCCUUCUGAUCACAGAUUAAUGAGAGCAACGCUACUUUUAAGUCGCCCAAUCAAGAGCAGAAAAUCCUAUGCAACACCACUAAACAUCCCCAGGACUGAAGCAGAAACGAAAAGUUACAUCGAAAAUCUACGAGCACACACAGAACAUAUAAAUACAGACAAUAUUGACAUCCAAAGCUACUACAAUAUCCUGGAAAGAGGCAUAACAGAGAGCUUAAAAUGCAAAAAAAUUACACAAGUUCACCAACAUAGUAUAUUCUCUAAAGACACACUCCAACUAAUAGAAAGACGCACGGAACUACUA
This is a messenger RNA of Helicoverpa zea (corn earworm), 2153 nucleotides long. RefSeq lists its product as uncharacterized. The transcript is spliced from 2 exons. Lineage: Eukaryota; Metazoa; Arthropoda; Insecta; Lepidoptera; Noctuidae. The record is from RefSeq and is a predicted model, not a curated record. Bases 273 to 1001 code for a protein of 242 amino acids.